Molecule: messenger RNA, 1110 nt
Organism: Meloidogyne enterolobii
Lineage: Eukaryota; Metazoa; Nematoda; Chromadorea; Rhabditida; Meloidogynidae
Source: the annotation of a GenBank genome assembly
AUGUCUAUUAAUGGCAAUAAUGUUAACGAAGAUUUAAAAAUUGAGAGAGAUGUAGUACUUUUUCAAUCCACUAAAUUGUCGUGUUUGGAUCAAGUAGUUAAAGGUUAUGACUUUAACAGAGGUAUUGAUUGGCAGGCUUUAUUGGAUUCUUAUACAAAUACAGGAUUUCAAUCAACAAAUUUAGGAAUUGCAGUAAAAGAGAUCAAUUCAAUGUUGGAAGAAAGAUUAAGACCGGUUAAGAUAGACCCGGAUAUAGAUCAAUAUUUUAAAUACCCUCCAGGCCGUUUGCGACCAUCAUUGACGCUUUUUCUUGGUUUUACUUCUAAUUUGGUUACGUCGGGAUUGAGAGAUCAUAAUUUGGUUGAUUGUGUCGUUACAAGUGCUGGAGGUGUUGAGGAGGAUUUAAUUAAAUGUCUUCAUCCGACAUAUUUGGGUUCAUUUAAAAUGUCCGGUGCUUGGUUACGCUCUAAUGGCAUUAAUAGAGCAGGAAAUUUACUUAUUCCAAAUGAAAAUUAUUGCAAAUUUGAGGAAUGGUUAAUGCCUAUUUUAGACACUUGUUUAAAUGAACAAAAACAAAAAGGAUUUCGUUGGACACCUUCAAAACUUAUCAACAGACUUGGAAAAGAAAUUAAUGAUAAAAAUUCAAUUUGUUAUUGGGCAUGGCAUAAUAAUAUACCAAUUUAUUGUCCGGCAUUAACUGAUGGCUCUUUAGGAGAUAUGCUAUAUUUUCAUUCAAUGAAGAACCAAAUGGAUGGUUUAAUAAUUGAUAUUGAUCUUUGUCAUAUUAAUUCAAUGGCAGUUAUGUCAUUUAAAAGUGGAGUAAUAAUCUUGGGAGGCGGAGUUGUCAAACACCACAUAAACAAUGCUAAUUUGAUGAGGAAUGGUUCCGAUUAUACAGUUUAUGUUAAUACUGGACAGGAGUUUGAUGGUUCAGAUUCUGGGGCGGAACCAGACGAAGCUGUGAGUUGGGGAAAAGUAAAAAGUGAUGCAAGGACUGUGAAAGUUAAUGCCGAUGCAACAUUAGUUUUCCCUCUUAUUGUUGCCAGAACAUUUGCACGAGUUAUCGAGGAAAGAAAUAUCAAGGAAGGUGAAAAGAAAAAUAGUGUUUAA